Messenger RNA from Acanthoscelides obtectus, 343 nucleotides. The record is from the annotation of a GenBank genome assembly. NCBI's taxonomy places the organism in Eukaryota, Metazoa, Arthropoda, Insecta, Coleoptera, Chrysomelidae.
AUGGGGGUUUUCGAAUACAGGGUGCCCAAAUUCGCGAGUGCCAUAAUAUGGGAGUUAUACGAAGCCGAAGGAAGGAAUUACGUACAGGUUUCGUACAGGGAAAGCGAUGAUUAUACGAAAAAUUUGACGUUGGCGGGUUGUGAUACGAGAUGCGAUUAUGACUGGUUCAGGAAUAAACUGGAGCCCAUUCUGAUGGCUCAGAGAGAUAGGAAAAACGCAUGUGAUAUAAAAGAAGACUGAAGCUGACAUAGGAAUAGGGAAGAUACAAAAUGCUAUUUAUUUAUAUUGCCACAAAUGGAUCUUUAUGAAUAUACAGGGUGUUUCAGUUUAUUGUUGCAUAACU